GUGACAGCGCUGGCCUCUUCCUCUCCCUCGGCCGCGGUGCCCGGGUCGGGCUGAAGGGGGAGGAACCUGAGCUCGGUCCGAGCGGAGCCUCUCCGAGCUGCCCCGGCUUGCAGUGCUCCGCUUUCCGGGCGCGGAAUUCUGGCUUCUCCACUCCCGGCGCCCCAAGUCCCCCCUCCGUGACCUCCCAGGGGGCCGCCCAAACACCCGUCAUUUUCCCUUUUUUUUUUUCUUCUUUUUCUUUUUCUUUUUUCUUUUUUACGGUGAACACCGAGCCGUGUCUGAAUGCUCCUCGACCGAAUACUUCCACUCCACCCUAGUGCGCCCGAGCGCGAUCAGGGUUUCUGUCGAGGCUCCAGUGCGUCUCCUUUCUGGAGGGCGCGCAGGGAUGUGUGUGUGUGUGUGUGUGUGUGUGUGUGCGCGCGCGCGCGCGCAGAGAGAGAGUGCGUGUGUGUGUGAGUGUACACACGCAGGGGGCUGACAGCCUGCAACUUGGAGACUUCGGCCAGGGCUGGCGUUAUCUGGUAGAAGUGGGCGUGUCGGAGAAAGAACUCAACAGCUGAUGAUAUUCUCUGAUGGACUCCAAGGAAUCAUUAAGCCCCCCCAGUAAAGAAGAAAUCUCUAGCAGUGUGCUUGGUCGGGAGAGGGGAAAUGUGAUGGACUUCUAUAAAACCCUAAGGGGAGGAGCUUCUGUGAAGGUUUCUGCAUCUUCACCGUCACUGGCCGCUGUUUCUCAGUCAGACUCCAAGCAGCAAAGACUUUUGGUGGAUUUUCCAAAAGGCUCAGGAAGCAAUGCACAGCAGCCGGAUCUGUCCAAGGCAGUUUCGCUGUCAAUGGGACUGUAUAUGGGAGAGACAGAAACAAAAGUAAUGGGAAAUGAGCUGGGAUUCCCACAGCAGGGCCAAAUCAGCCUUUCCUCUGGGGAAACAGACUUUCAGCUUCUGGAAGAAAGCAUCGCAAACCUCAAUAGGUCGACCAGUGUUCCCGAGAACCCCAAGAGCUCAGCGACUGUUGCUGUUGCUGCUGCCCCCACAGAGAAGGAGUUUCCAAAAACACUCUCUGAUGUCUCUUCAGAACAGCAAAAUUUGAAGGGCCAGACUGGCACCAACGGGGGCAAUGUGAAGUUGUAUACCACAGACCAAAGCACCUUUGACAUUUGGAGGAAAAAACUCCAGGAUUUGGAAUUUUCUUCUGGGUCCCCAGAUAAAGAGACAAGUGAGAGUCCUUGGAGAUCAGACCUCUUGAUAGAUGAAAACUGUUUGCUUUCUCCUUUGGCAGGAGAGGAUGAUCCAUUCCUUUUGGAAGGAAACUCGAAUGAGGACUGUAAGCCUCUCGUUUUACCGGACACUAAACCUAAAAUUAAGGAUAAUGGAGAUCUGAUCUUAUCAAGCCCCAACAGUGUGUCACUGCCCCAAGUGAAAACAGAAAAAGAAGAUUUCAUUGAACUCUGCACCCCUGGGGUAAUUAAGCAGGAGAAACUGGGCCCAGUUUAUUGUCAGGCAAGCUUUUCUGGGGCAAAUAUAAUUGGUAAUAAAAUGUCUGCCAUUUCUGUUCAUGGCGUGAGUACCUCUGGGGGCCAGAUGUACCACUAUGACAUGAAUACCGCAUCCCUUUCGCAACAACAGGAUCAGAAGCCUAUUUUCAAUGUCAUUCCACCAAUUCCUGUUGGUUCAGAAAAUUGGAAUAGGUGUCAAGCAUCUGGAGAUGACAACUUGGCUUCCUUGGGGACUUUGAACUUCCCUGGCCGAUCGGUGUUUUCUAAUGGCUAUUCAAGCCCUGGAAUGAGACCAGAUGUAAGCUCUCCUCCAUCCAGCUCUGCAGCGGCAACGGGACCACCUCCCAAACUCUGCCUUGUGUGCUCUGAUGAAGCUUCGGGGUGUCACUACGGGGUCUUGACUUGUGGAAGCUGUAAAGUAUUCUUCAAAAGAGCAGUGGAAGGUAGACAGCACAAUUAUCUUUGUGCUGGAAGAAAUGAUUGUAUCAUUGAUAAGAUUCGAAGAAAAAACUGUCCAGCGUGCCGCUAUCGAAAAUGUCUUCAGGCUGGAAUGAACCUGGAAGCUCGAAAAACAAAGAAAAAGAUAAAAGGAAUUCAGCAGGCCACCCCCGGAGUGUCUCAAGAAACUUCUGAAAACCCUGCUAACAAAACGGUAGUUCCUGCAACAUUACCACAGCUCACCCCUACCCUGGUGUCCCUGCUGGAGGUCAUCGAACCUGAGGUGUUAUACGCAGGGUAUGAUAGCUCAUUGCCAGAUUCAACUUGGCGGAUCAUGACCACACUCAACAUGUUAGGCGGGAGGCAAGUGAUUGCAGCAGUGAAAUGGGCCAAGGCGAUACCAGGAUUCAGGAACUUACACCUGGAUGACCAAAUGACCCUACUGCAAUAUUCAUGGAUGUUCCUCAUGGCAUUUGCCCUGGGGUGGAGAUCAUACAGACAAUCAAGUGCAAACAUGCUGUGUUUUGCUCCUGAUCUGGUUAUUAAUGAGCAUAGAAUGACUCUACCCUGCAUGUAUGAACAAUGUAAACAUAUGCUGUAUGUUUCCUCUGAGUUACACAGGCUUCAGGUAUCUUAUGAAGAGUAUCUCUGUAUGAAAACCUUACUGCUUCUCUCUUCAGUUCCUAAGGAAGGUUUGAAGAGCCAAGAGCUAUUUGAUGAAAUUAGAAUGACCUACAUCAAAGAGCUAGGAAAAGCCAUUGUCAAGAGGGAAGGAAACUCCAGUCAGAACUGGCAGCGGUUUUAUCAACUGACAAAACUCUUGGACUCCAUGCAUGAUGUGGUUGAAAAUCUCCUUAACUUUUGCUUCCAAACAUUUUUGAAUAAGACCAUGAGUAUUGAAUUCCCAGAGAUGUUAGCUGAAAUCAUCACCAAUCAGAUACCAAAAUAUUCAAGUGGAAAUAUCAAAAAACUUCUGUUUCAUCAAAAGUGACUGCCUUAAUAAGAAAGGUUGCCUUAAAGAAAGUUGAAUUUAUAGCUUUUGUUGUACAAACUAUCAAUUUGUCCUGUAGCAGUUUUGCUGUUUUAUUUUUUUCUCUUUCGUUUUCGUCUGGUCCUUGGUUUUGUUCUGUUUUGUUUUAAAUACGCACUACAUGUGGUUUAUAGAGGGGCCAAGACUUGGCAACAGAGGCCCUUGGCCAUCACUCUUCAGUGGUGGGCCAAGUAGAGAGUGAUGGUUGGUGGGUCCCGGGAAUCAGCAGCAGUCACAGUGGGGGAGCCCCCACCUGCCAGAGAAGGACGGCGCCUAAACCGCCAGUGCCCGAAGUCUGCGUGACAAACUUUCUGCUCAUACUUUUCACAGUUGGCUGGACAAAAUUUCCUAGACUUUUUGUUGGUGUAUUUUCCCCUGUAUAGUUAGGAUAGCAUUUUUUGAUUUAUGCAUGGAAACCUGAAAAAAAGUUUACAAGUGUCUAUCAGAAAAGGGAAGCUGUGCCUUUUAUAGCUAUUACUGUCUGGUUUUAACAAUUUCCUUUAUAUCCAGUGAACUACGCUUGCUCAUUUUUUCUUACAUAAUUUUUGUAUUCAAGUUAUUGUACAGCUGUUUAAGAUGGGCAGCUAGUUCAUAGCUUUCCAAAAUAAACUCUAAACAUUAAUCAUCUGUGUGAAAAUGGGUUGGUGCUUCUAACCUGAUGGCACUUAGCUAUCAGAAGACCACAAAAAUUGACUCCUAUCUCCAGUAUUCUCGUCAAAAAAAAGCUCAUAUUUUGUAUAUAUCUGCUUCAGUGGAGAAUUAUAUAUAGGUUGUGCAAAUUAACCGCCCUAACUGGCGUAGAGCACCUAGUCCGGUGACCUGCUCCGUAAACCGUGGAUGAUGGUUGCAAAAGAAAUUAAAAACAAACAAACACGAAAACUACCAAGAGGCCCUGUUUGUACUUAAUGGCCUGUCUCUGCAAUGGUUAGAUGGCAAGAAAGUCGGUAAACUGUCUUUCAGGACCUUUCGCUGUAGUUUGUAUACCUUCUUAAAAGUGAUGAUUCCAAAGAACCAGCUGAGACACAACUGAGAGAUUGGAAUCAGACCAAGUAUUUCCGGUCACUAAACUUCACCCCCAAAAUAAAUCUCCAACGUGGAAAAAGUAGCCAGACACCCAUUUUCACAUUCCCAUCUGUCACCAAUUGGUCUACCUUUCCUGGCGGUACAGGAAAGUUCAGCUACUGACUUUUGUGAUUUAGAACUGUCAGACUUCCAUGUUCUUGCAACUCCACAUGCCUCACAUCCCUCCGUGUGCCAUAGAGUUUAACACAAGUCUUGUGAACUUCUCCUCCUCGCUGUUGAGAAAGAUCAUUUUAAACAAAGUAGGAGCUGUAGUAGCCCUUUCUGUGUGCACCUUACCAACUUUCUGUAAACUCAACUUCUAUUUACUAAGCCACAAGAAAGCUGAUUUCUAUUCAAAGUGGCCAAAUUAUUUGUGUAAUAGAAAACUGAAAAUCUAAUAUUAAACAUACGAAACUUCUAAUAUAUUUUUAUAUUUAGUUAUAGUUUCAGAUAUAUAUCAUAUUGGUAUUCACUAAUCUGGGAAGGGAAGGGCUACUGCAGCUUUACAUGCAAUUUAUUAAAAUGAUUGUAAAAUAGCUUGUAUAGUGUAAAAUAAGAACGAUUUUUAGAUGAGAUUGUUUUAUCACGACAUGCUAUAUAUUUUUUGUAGGGGUCAAAGAAAUGUCGACGGAUAACCUAUAUGAUUUCUAGCGUGGGUGAGCAUUCAUACAGGCAGCAGUGGUCUCAGAAACCAAACGGGUUUGCUCUAGGGGAAGAGGGGGAUGGAAACCGGCCCUGUGUGCGGGGGAGGCGGCUGAGGCUCCGUCCCAUUUGGAUCCUCUGCCUCCCGCAACCACCGCCCUUCUCAUUCCAGCAGGGAGCCUGUCGGUCAGUGCCGGUUCGGUUUGCCGAGUCUCCCCUGGCCCCUGGCGGGCAGGCGUGCGAGCGAACGGGACAGAAAGGUGGUGCCCGCGCGCGUCCGAGCACCACGUGAUCGCACGGUUCCUUUCCCAGACAGCCUCUCCAGCGGUGUCAUCAACACAGAGGCCUCAGAAGUUUGGCAAUAAUAUGCGUAGAGGUACCAGCAAUAUGUAAAUAGUGCAGAAUCUCCUAGGUUGCCAAAUAAUACACUAAUUCCUUUCUAUCCUACAAGAGUUCAUUUCCAAACAGAAUGAGUACACGUCUGUGUUUUCUUUGAAUGCUUUUUUGAAUGUUACUUGUUAUUUUUCAGUAUUUGGAGAAAUUAUUUAAUAAACAAGUGUAAUCAUUUGCUUUUUGAAUGCUCUCUAAAAGGGAAUGUUCCUUUCGUAAUGGUUUAAAUUGAGCUCAGAGUAUUUUAAGAUGGUUUAUAACCCAGAUGGAUGUGAAAUUUUUGGUGCCUAAGAAAUACCGCUUGGAUAUUAUUAUCAAUGACAGUGUUAAGUUUCAAAAAGAGCUUAUGAAAGGUAAAUUAUUCAUAUAAUAUAGAAUAUUAUAUGGUUAAAACCAGAAAGCACAUCACACAUUAAUCUUAUUUCAGUCCCAAUCUCGGUUCUCAAAAAAUAGAACUCAGUGAAAAAAAGGUAUGUACACUUUGUGAAAAGAAAAUCAACUGACAUCCGUGGAAGUAGGAGGCUGUACCUUAAAUGGAAAAAGAAGUUGUGCCCUUUUAGAGUAAGUGGGAAAGAAGAAGUUUAUCUUAACUACCUUUGAAUACAGUUAACAAUUUAAGGGAGAAAAGAUAUGGUGCUAUUUGAAAGCAACUUCAUUUUCUGUGUAUGUGGUAUCUUGCCAUCCCAGAUUAAGUUUGUACUAACUUCAGUGAGAACUGGCCACCGCAGAUCCUGAAAAGUAUUUUUCAUUAGCGGUAGAAAAAUAGGGCCUUCUCAGUGUUUUAAGGCCUUGCCGUGGGAGACCUUACAAGUAGCCUGUGGGGUACAUAUAGCCAACUGUCUAAAAACUAGGAGAAGGGAACCUAAAAGAUCAUCUACCUUCUCCUGGAGAGAAAAAGAAAUGGACACACCAGUGGGAAGACCGACAUGACCAGGGUCUGUGAAGAGCUUGAUAAUUAGCAUCAGAGAGCUCGGGAUGUGCAUGCAAAGGAAAGCCAGCCUCAUUUCAGAACUGGUGGGUGGGAGGGGUGGGGCAAUUCCGAUUUUACUUCUGUAUAAUUUUACUAUUAUUGAUAAGCCUUAUCUUCGUUUCGUGUCAAACACCCUAAAACCACAUCGCUGUGGAAUGAACAAGAUUACUAUACUCUGAUCUGUCGAAAUUCAAGAACCAUGGCAGCCCUCAGUGAGAUUUCAGUCUUGGCCCGUCGCCCUCAAGGCUGUAGCGGUAAAUGAAUGUGUUUUCAUGUGCCUGGUUUGAGAGUUGGAUGGGAGAAUAGGAGCGUAAGCAGGAUGCUUUAACCACUUUGAAUGCAAGUUUCAUCAUUUUCCAGACUAUGAUCAGUCAGCCUGGUCCCCCAGGGAUUAGUGACCAGGUUUUCAGGAAAGGAUUAGCUUCUCUCUAGAAAAUGCCUGAAAGAAGGAUUCUAUUUUCUGAUGAAAGGCUGUAUGAAAAUACCCUCCUCCAAUAACUUGCUUAACUACAUAUAGAUUCAAGUGUGUCAAUAUUCUAUUUUGUAUAUUAAACAAAUGCUAUAUAAUGGGGACAAAUCUAUAUUAUACUGUGUAUGGCAUUAUUAAGAAGCUUUUUCAUUAUUUUUUAUCACAGUAAUUUUAAAAAUGUGUAAAAAUUAAAACCAGUGACUCCUGUUUAAAAAUAAAAGUUGUAGUUUUUUAUUCAUGCUGAAUAAUCUGUAGUAAAAGAAAAAAAAUGUCUUUUUACCUACGCAGUGAAAUGUCAGACUGUAAAAUCUCGUGUGGAAAUGUUUAACUUUUAUUUUUCAUUUAAAUUUGCUGUUCUGGUAUUACCAAACCACACAUUUGUAUGGAAUUGGCAGUAAAUGUUAGUUAGCCAUUUACAGCAAUGCCAAAUAUGGAGAAACAUCAUAAUAAAAAAAUCUGCUUUUUCA
Molecule: messenger RNA, 6960 nt
Organism: Prionailurus viverrinus (fishing cat)
Lineage: Eukaryota; Metazoa; Chordata; Mammalia; Carnivora; Felidae
Gene: NR3C1
Product: nuclear receptor subfamily 3 group C member 1
Exons: 9
Coding region: 573-2921 (782 amino acids)
Biological process (GO): regulation of DNA-templated transcription; nuclear receptor-mediated glucocorticoid signaling pathway
Cellular component (GO): nucleus
Molecular function (GO): nuclear glucocorticoid receptor activity; steroid binding; zinc ion binding
Source: RefSeq, a predicted model, not a curated record